Morus notabilis is the source of this 1585-nucleotide messenger RNA. RefSeq names its product cytochrome P450 CYP749A22. The transcript is spliced from 5 exons. Gene Ontology annotation, molecular function: heme binding; oxidoreductase activity, acting on paired donors, with incorporation or reduction of molecular oxygen; iron ion binding. The record is from RefSeq and is a predicted model, not a curated record. The coding region runs from base 1 to 1551 and encodes 516 amino acids. NCBI's taxonomy places the organism in Eukaryota, Viridiplantae, Streptophyta, Magnoliopsida, Rosales, Moraceae.
AUGAGAACUUUGGGAGAUGUAACCAUAGUUGUUACAAGCUUUCUUGGCCUGUUUUUCCUGUUAGUUCUGGUUAAGGUGCUUCACAAACUAUGGUGGAUUCCGACUCGCAUACGACAUUUGAUGGCUAUGCAAGGGAUCAAAGGCCCUUCUUACAGGUUCAUCCAUGGCAACACCAAAGAAAUCUCCACCAUGGAAAAGGAAGCCAGGAGCAGAGCUAUAUUGGGUUUGUCACACAACAUAUUUCCCAAAGUUCAGCCUCAUAUUGAGUUGUGGACCGACAUAUAUGGAAAGAAAUAUCUUCAGUGGCUUGGUCCUCAAGCUCACUUGGUCAUUACAGAACCAGAGUCGAUCAAAGAGGUACUCAAUAAUCGAAACAGAGCUUAUCCCAAAACAGAUGUCAAAGGCUUCGUAAGGAAGGUAUUCGGAAAUGGCCUUGUGACAAGCGAAGGUGAAAAAUGGGGAAAAAUGCGGAAACUGGCCAAUUAUGCCUUCCAUGGAGAGAGCUUGAGGGGUAUGAACCCUGCAAUGAUCUCCAGUGUAGAAACAAUGUUGGAAAGGUGGAAAAACUAUGAAGGCAAAGAGGUAGAGGUGUUUGAAGAAUUUAGGUUAUUGACUUCAGAAGUGAUUUCUAGAACAGCAUUUGGGAGUAGUUACCUAGAAGGGAAGAAAAUCUUUGAUAUGUUACAGAAAUUGAACUUGUUAGCAUUCAGAAACCUUUACAAAGUUAGUUUUUCUGGCUUCAGCAAGUUCUUCAAAACUAAAGACGAGGUCAAAUCCGAAAUGCUUGAAAAGGAAAUGUGCGACUGCGUGAUAGAGCUUAUUAAGAAAAGAGAAGAGAAGGUAAUGAAUGGGGAAGAAGAUAGCUUUGGCAGUGAUUUUUUUGGUGUGCUGAUAAGAGCUCACCAUGAUGCCGACGAGAAGCAAAGGAUUUCGGUUGAUGACAUGGUUGAUGAGUGCAAAACAUUUUAUGUUGCUGGCCAAGAAACCACUAAUAUCUUACUAGGCUGGACUGUACUCCUUCUAGCAGUACACUCAGAUUGGCAAGAGGAGGCAAGAAAGGAGGUCCUCAACUUAUUUGGGAGGGAGAAGCCAAACCCAGAUGGCAUUUCAAAACUUAAAAUAAUGAGCAUGGUCAUCAAUGAAUCUCUCAGAUUAUAUCCUCCUGUCAUCACUAUUACACGAAAAGUAGGACGGGAAAUUAAACUCGGAAAACACAUUCUCCCCGCAAAUCUCAACUUGUUUAUCUCCAAUUUAGCACUUCAUCAUGAUCCUCAAAUAUGGGGAGAAGAUGUGAAUCAAUUCAAGCCAGAGAGAUUCUCUGAAGGGGUUUCUACGGCCACUAACAACAAUGCAGCAGCCUUUUUUCCCUUCGGGAUUGGAGCUAGAAGCUGUGUAGGCAUGAACUUUGCAAUCACAGAAGCAAAGAUUGCUCUUUCAAUGAUUCUACAACGCUAUUCUUUCACCCUUUCUCCGGCCUACGUGCACUGGCCGUUUCAGCGUCCUACACUCCACCCUCAACAUGGAAUUCAAGUGAUUCUUCAAUCACUGUGAAUGCCAAAGUUGUUAUGUAAAAAUUUGCAGUCCA